Molecule: messenger RNA, 880 nt
Organism: Wasmannia auropunctata (little fire ant)
Lineage: Eukaryota; Metazoa; Arthropoda; Insecta; Hymenoptera; Formicidae
Product: platelet glycoprotein V-like
Exons: 1
Molecular function (GO): protein binding
Source: RefSeq, a predicted model, not a curated record
UUACAUCCAAAGACAUUUGCAAAUUUGCAGUAUUUAAAAACGCUCGAUUUAAGUAACAACAAACUUGAAGAGUUUCCACAAAUCUCAAAUAAAAUAGAAGUCAAUGUUUUAUAUAUUAAUCACAAUAACAUAAAGAAAAUAAUCUCAUACAAUUUUGUGCAAAUGCCGAAAUUGACGAAAUUGUUAAUGGGAAAGAAUCAAAUUGAUGAGAUCCAUGUUGAUGCAUUCGUCUCUCUUUCUAUCUUAGAAGAAUUAGAUCUGUCGACGAAUAUGUUAAGUUCUUUGCCGGAAGGAUGGGCCGAAUCCCUUGUAUCUCUCAAAUAUUUGAAUUUGAGUAAUAAUAAAUUUACUUCAUUGGAGUAUUUGUCGCUAACCAGUGCGUUGCCGAUAAUGGAAAUAUAUUUAAUGAUGAAUCCAUUAGAAUAUCUGAAUGUAAGAUAUUUUGAAGAUUUACCGCAAAAUCUUACUAUCCACUUAAUAAACUAGUCAGUUUAUAAAAGUUUCGGAUAUUGAUAUGAGCAACGAAUGAAAAGGAAUUCUGAAUGAUUAAAAUUUUAAUUCUGUAUACAUAAAAAAUGUUGUAUUGUAAAAAAUGUUUAUGUAUUGGAAAUAAUAGAUAUGUAAUUAAGACAUAGAAUUUUAAAUAAUAGUGUAAGAUUUUUCUAUAUGCAACUGAAAUUAAAUUAUCAACUUAAGCAGUUUAUGAACUUUUAUAUAAUAAUGAAUUAAUAAUGAAUUAUUCGACUUUUGAAUAAUUAUCAUAUUUGUACUUACUAAUUACAUUGUGAGAUUUUUAACUAUAUCAUACAUAUAAUAUGGAAAUGUUAUAGGAUAUAUCAUAUGUUAUAGAAUAUAUAAUAAAUGAGAACAGUUUAAAAAA